Linum trigynum is the source of this 2673-nucleotide messenger RNA. NCBI's taxonomy places the organism in Eukaryota, Viridiplantae, Streptophyta, Magnoliopsida, Malpighiales, Linaceae. The record is from the annotation of a GenBank genome assembly.
AACUCCGUUGGUUUUUCGAUUUUUCCCCAUUUUCGGCGAGCAAAACCCAAAACAAACGGCAAACCUAGCCUCCCCUCCUCAAAACGGCCUGUGCUGAAAUUUUGGGGAGAUUUGGAGCACAUUUUUCUGGCCAAGUCACUGGCGGCGAGUCUCCAACGAGCUUCCGACGAAGCUCCGGCGACCCCUCUGCGGUAAGUUUUUUUGUCGUUUUUCGCCCUCCUCGCCCGCACCUCACUUCCUCCUACGUCCUACUUGCGUCUCCAAAUUUGUUUUUUCGACUUUACCUUAGUGAUUUGUGGAGAAUCAAAUUAGGUAGUGAAGUAAGGUUGAAUUUUUGUGCUUUGCAUGAUUGAAUCUAGAUUUAGGGCGAGGAAUUAGGUGAAUUAGGUCGAUUGAAUGAUGGAUUGACUUUUGCUUGAGCUUAAUGAGCCUUGGUGGGCGUGUUUGAACCGAAUUGUGUUUAUUUUUAGAAUUUGCCCACCAAGUGCUAUGUUAUGAAUUCAAGUGGAGUUUAUUCUUGUUUGGUGGAUGGUAGCCACCAUGGUUUGGGUUGUGGUUCAACUUUUUGUGUGCUUGAACUGUGAACUACCCACAACCAUGCCACAGGGAGCUUGAGCUUAAAUGUUUUUAUCCAUAGUGGAAAGAUAAGUGUGGGGGAAUUUCUUUUCCUCCCAAUGAGCAUUAUUUGAUGACUGUUACCACGUAUGGUGUAUGUCUCUUAGUUUGUUUAGGAUGGUUAACAUGGACCACCCAUACCUUGUGGCGCUAAAGAGAAGCCCUGAAAUGGAAAGAGAGGCGUGUUUUUGGGCAUCUUCAAGAUUCGGUAACCACUAAAAACUCAACUUUGCCCAGUUCGACAAGCUUCUUUGCGAUGAUGUUAUGAGGGAGGUAGUGGUGCACCCAUACUGGCGCCAAGCCCUUGAUCUUAAAGAUGACACUUAUGGGGAACUAUGCGUCGAGUUUUUCAACACCUUCACCAUACGCAAGAGCAUAUGCCUACUCGAUCGUCCAGUACGCCGGGUCGAGUUCCGAUUGGGAGGGGAACUUCGCAAUUUGAGCUACGACGAUUUAACUAGAGCCCUCGGACUGGAAGCCAAACAUGAUGACGAUUGGGAGGAAGGCGCCAUCCAAAGUUUUGACGUCAGUGCCGCAUUUAUGAAGUGUUGCCUCCCGAGUACUGAAGGACAAUGUUUAAAUCGGCCCUCACAAAGACAUCCACACUCAAACCCCAGUGGCGUGUCAUCGUAGCCCUCCUGGAUCUUUCCCUCUACCCGGCUUACCACAACCCGAACUAGAAAACCGAGAGAAUCUUAUUGCCAUGUUCUUACAAGGUGUACCCGUCUAGCACUCAACACCUGGGUUCAGUCAUAUCCACUUCUUUUUCCAGGUCCAAAGGGGGAAACCGUCAUUAUGUCACUUCAAUGGGUCCCUACAUCACCCGCCUAGCUCGACACUUCAAUGUCAGCCUUGCAGGGUAUUCGAAGUAAGGGCGCAACCAGAGAUUUAACGAGGGUACUCUGAACGCCAUGCACUUAUUGCGCACCUUUGGCCCAAUGCGUUUGACACGCUAAAAAACAACACCAAACUACGACCAAGUGUAAUCGCAGUCCGGGAAUGCAGUAAAGUGGCAAGUUCUAUUAUAAACUCGGGGUCUAGAUCUACUGCCUACUCCGUGAUUAUCUAUUAUCUAGCCAACUAAGUCGAUUGAUUGUUGUUUUAACUAAAAGCAGAAAUCAGGAAUUGGUACGGUUUUCUCAAGCAAAGAAGAGUCACUCGUGAAUGAGUCCCCCUAGCUCCUUAGUUAGGUCUCAAUUGUAAUUACCCUAGGUUGAUUUACUGUUGAUUAGACUGUGGAAGAUCCGACAGUAGCUUGGAAUCUCUUAAGCUGACCAAACCCUCUCAGAAAUCAAGAAAAGCUAAUCAGACUUCAAUCAAUUCAAUAAAACAUGCAUCAUUCGAUUAAAACCAAAUAGUAUAAUUAUCCCAAGUCAUUACAAUCAAAUCCCUAACACAUGGAACUAGGGUUCUUCAUACCCAAGUGAGAGAAGGGUUCUACUCCAUAGAGAGAGAGGAAAACAGAAAUCAGAGUAGUCAUACUCAUAAAGAUGAGGAAAAUCUGCUCUGGGAUGUCAAUCUUCACUUCUGGAGACGCAAUCUGGGCUUCAAUGGUGAGAAAUCCACUCCAAAUAGCUCCUAGGGUUUGUUCUUCGUCCUUUCUCUCUCUCUAAAAGUCUGUUUUUACUCUGAAAAAUCGAUUCUCUCACUUGUGGCCCAAAAUUGGGUAAAAACCAGAAUUCCCGACUCACACGGGCAGGCCACACGGCCGUGUGGCAUACCCAGAUGCCCGUGUGAAGUCAAAACGCGGCGUUUCAAAUAAUUGCACUUCAGGCUACCUACACGGCCAGGGACACACGGCCGUGUGGCUCACCCAGUCUGCCCGUGUGAAGCCUCGCAUAAUCCCACACGGCCACAUCGCUCCUUCACACGGCCGUGUGGGUUUUAUUCCUGCCCGUGUGGCUUCCUCAGCGACCCGCCGCACGUCUGAUCUUCGUGCAAUCGACUCCGAACUCGCUCCCAAACCUUCAUUCACGUACUAGGACCUGAAAUAUCACAAACAAGAACAACCUAGCGUGAAAUUGGCCUAAAACACGAGAAUCAACACCUCAAACGGCU